AUGCUGUGCCUCUUUGCCGCAAUGACCGAAGCGUUGACGGUGUCUCCAGUAGCGGACAAAUUCGACAUUUUCGGUCUUUCGGCACAAGAAGCUCGUGAGAGACUGCGUCAGAACAAGAAGAACAUCCAUCGCGGCUUCGACAUGUCGCUAGAGGAGAAGUACAGGCUUGUAAGCAACAUGUGA
This is a messenger RNA of Cooperia oncophora, 183 nucleotides long. The record is from the annotation of a GenBank genome assembly. Lineage: Eukaryota; Metazoa; Nematoda; Chromadorea; Rhabditida; Trichostrongylidae.